Messenger RNA from Anopheles cruzii, 505 nucleotides. Its product is annotated as WAP, Kazal, immunoglobulin, Kunitz and NTR domain-containing protein 2-like. Gene Ontology annotation, molecular function: peptidase inhibitor activity. The transcript is spliced from 2 exons. The coding region runs from base 38 to 376 and encodes 112 amino acids. The record is from RefSeq and is a predicted model, not a curated record. NCBI's taxonomy places the organism in Eukaryota, Metazoa, Arthropoda, Insecta, Diptera, Culicidae. Gene Ontology annotation, cellular component: extracellular region.
CAGCCGAUAGAAACCUGCGUGCGCUGAUCGUCAGAAAAUGGCUAAGACUAACAUUGUUUUAAUUUUGCUGCUAGUUCUUGUGGUGAUCGUUCGCGAGUGCUCCUCCGACGGCGACUGUCCCCCGGCGAAGGUCCCGUCCUGCACUCCGAGGUGUCGCACCGAUCGGGAUUGCUCUGGAACGGGGGGAAAGUGUUGCCCCAAUCUGUGCAACACGAAAUCGUGCGUCGAUCGCACCAAGCUCACGCAAGGAGUCGUUGGUAGCAAAUAUGGCUCCAGCACCGGGGCAGGCAUCUACUGUGGAAACGUGAAGUGCAAUUCGUUCGAGAAAUGUGGAGCCGAUCCGGUCACCAAACGACCGAAGUGUGUCCGAGCGUAGCGGGUCUAGCCGAUAAGGAUCGGGUAUCACUGGUAUAACUGGUUUUUGAUACAAUAAAUUUAUGCGCCGUUGCUCGAGCUCGCUUGUUUGCCCCGUGCCUUUUCGGCCAUUCCGUGGCCGUUGCGAGGC